UACCCGAACUUCCGCACUUAGCGACAGCUUAUCUCCGCCGCCACGUUCAGUUCAACCACCGCCCUCAGUAUUCAUUACUACGGUCCGGCAAGACCUGCAAGAUGACUUCCCCACGGUCAGUUAACAGUUCCGAGGGUUGCAAUGGCUAAAGGAGUGGUGCUUGCAUACGUUUGCGUCCGAUGCGCUCUCAAUUCGUUGACGACCCGAACCUCUCUCGUUCCCGGCUUCGUCCAAUUGAGGAAAUAUACGACCGAAUCUCCCGUCGCACCAACCGCCCAACCAUCGACGCGCAAACACGAAGGGCCUGCGGAUGGGAAUACGAAUUCAGAGCCGGGGCCUAUGGCACGCCUCCUCGAAGAUGCCACGGAGGAAGUCCUACUCACAGGAGGCAGUGCGGGUCGAAGGGCGAUCGAAGACGCCGGUUUCUCAGAAGAGUUGAAGGAACGCCUACUUGCUAGGGUAAAAGACGCACAGUUCCGGUCAGCGCACGCCUCAGCGUUCACCGAAGCCAAUAUGCCCUCCGCCGCUGGUGAAGGUAGUCGUCUUACUGCCAUAAGUGAGCCGUGGACCGGCACCGAAACGACCGGAGAUGCUGUCCUACGAAUGCUCGACGACGCGCAUAAACCGCUGAAGCGGGAGCUACGAGGUCGCCCAAAGAUACCCGAUCUCCAGCCGGUCGAUAUGCGAAUAAGGCAGGAUCCCAAGGUGAGCCCUGGGUACAGAGCAGCCAACGCUAGAGAUAAGGCCUCCGUAUACGCAGGCAUGGGCAUGAAAAAGCUUCAGGAGGGCCUAAGUGAGCAAGAGAAGGAGGCAAUGAGGCAGGAGUUCCGCGACCGCUUUCGGCCGGCGGCUCGCGCCCUGCCGAGUACACUAACGGGAUUGGCGUCGCUCGCGAACGAGAGAAUUGAAGACGCGAUGGCGAGGGGGCAGUUCAAGGACAUCCCGCGGGGCAGGGGCGUCGAGCGCGACACGAGAUCCGACAAUCCUUUCAUCGACACAACAGAGUACAUCAUGAACAAGAUGAUCAAGCGCCAGGAGAUCGUGCCGCCGUGGAUCGAGAAGCAGCAGGAGCUUGCGAAAGCAGCGCAUACCUUCCGGGCGCGACUCCGGAGUGAUUGGAAACGCCACGCAGCUCGGAUGAUUUCCAGCAAAGGGGGGUCGCUUGAGGAUCAGAUGAAUAGGGCGAGAAAGUAUGCGAAGGCAGAGGAGAGUCAUAACCCGCGAAAAUGCAACGUAGAUCAGAUAACGGUGCCUACGAACUCGACCGACGACCCAGUCAUGGUCAAAACGCGACAGCAAACACCGGUAGAAACGGUAACCGAGAUAACGCCGGAGGUGGCUGACAACGGAACAGGAUCGGAGGAGGCGCCGUCGCCACUCCCUUUCCGAGACGCUGACUGGCUGGCUACGGAACAGUCCUACAUGGAUCUCUCUAUCAAUCACCUCAAUACGCUCACGCGAUCUUAUAAUUUGAUGGCGCCCGAGCUCGCUAAGAAGCCGUAUUUCUCCCUCGAGCGAGAACUGAACAACUGCUACGCUGACGUUGCGCCCCAACUCGCAGAGGCUAUUCGCGAUAGGGCCUCUCGACCUGCGAGAUCUCUAGCGGACAACGGCGGACACGCACCAAGCAUCUUGGACCGCUUCGGGAAGGGCGGUGAGACUACUAAGGUAUACGACUCUAAGAGUCCUCAUUACGGAUUUAGGGAGAUGUGGCGCGAUUUCUGGAAUCGCCAAGCGAAUUGAUGAGGCGGCCCCGUUGGACGGCUACAAGGCAAGUAAUGGGCCUUGUCCCUGAUGUAGCUAGCUAUGCGACUCCGUAGUAGGUAGGUAGGCAAGCCGCACGGGUGCAGUGUGAUGGGAAGGUCGGAGAGGGAGGAGACCCGAUACUCUCCCUUCCCACGAUAAUACAUAUAGCUCUAGCACGAAGUUGACUCCUGUAAUGAUACUUAGAUAAAGUAAAAAAUAAAAAAUAAAAUACGGACGCGGAGAGGUCGGCGAUGUAGUCGAGACCCAGCGGCUUCCUUAUUCGCCUCAC
Durotheca rogersii is the source of this 2035-nucleotide messenger RNA. RefSeq lists its product as uncharacterized. NCBI's taxonomy places the organism in Eukaryota, Fungi, Ascomycota, Sordariomycetes, Xylariales, Xylariaceae. The record is from RefSeq and is a predicted model, not a curated record. Bases 142 to 1743 code for a protein of 533 amino acids. The transcript has a single exon.